CACCUGACCUACUUCAUAUAUUACAUUCUUCCAAACCCAAAAAAUUUAUAUUUUACCAAAGCCAAAAAAAACCAACUUUGGAUGGCCACCAAAUUCCUUUCACCAAAACUACUCAAACUCAAUCUCCCAUAUUUCCUCCGGCAGCUCAACUCCUCCACCGCCUCCUCCUCCCCUCUCUCCGCCAUUGAAUCCCUAUCCGACCCCACCGCCCUCCAACAAUCACCGCCGUCCACGUCAAUUCUCGACUUAAAUGACCAUCAAAAACUUUUCGCCACCCUCUCCGUGAAAAAACUUAUGCAUGCCUCUCUGAUUCUUCAAAUGGCGGCGUUAGAACCGGUGGUUGAUUUGGGUAUGUGGGUUAUGGAUUCCAAGUUGAUGCAGAUUGACAGUUUUGUACGUGAUGCCGUUUUGAAGAUGAUCAGAGUGAGUUUUUAUGAACAUUUUUGUGGCGGUGAAAAUUCUUUUGAGGCUGGGGAGUGUAUUAAGAAAAUGAAUGAGUCUGGAUUACGAGGUAUGCUUGAUUAUGCUGUUGAAUUUACGAGUGAUGACGAUGCUUGUCAUAGGAAUUUUCUUGGCUUUCAGAAAACUAUUCAAGCUGCUAAAUCUUUGUCUUCAUCUUCUGUGAGCUUUGUGAUAGUAAAGAUGACUGCAAUUUGCAGGCUCAAGCUACUAGAGAGGGUAAGUGAUUUACUAAGGUGGCAACAACGAGACCCGUCUUUCAAUCUUCCAUGGAAACAGAACACAUUGCCGAUUUUCGCUGAUUCUAGCCCUUUAUACCACACUCUCGAAAAACCCGACCCGUUAACCCCACAAGAAGAGCUUGAGCUCCAAAUAGGCCAGCAGAGACUAUUGACAUUAUGUCAAGAUUGUGCCGAUGCCAAUGUCCCAUUGGUAGUAGAUGCAGAGCACACUCCAGUUCAACCCGCAAUUGAUUACUUGACAUAUUCAUCGGCGAUCAUCCACAACAAAGAUGAUAAUGUUGUUGUGUAUAAUACAAUGCAAGCUUACUUGAAGGAUGCCAAAGAGAGAUUGUUACUGGCGACUGAAGCUGCUGAUAAGAUGGGAAUUCCGAUGGGGUUCAAGUUAGUGAGAGGUGCUUAUAUGUCGAGCGAACGGAAAAUAGCAUCUUCUUUAGGGUAUGAAUCUCCUAUUCAUAAUUCUGUUCAGCAAACACAUGAUUGCUACAAUGAUUGCGCAUCUUACUUGCUGGACGCGAUCACCGAUCGCUCUCAUGGACUCGUCAUUGCCACCCACAAUGUCGAAUCAGGGAGAUUGGCAGCGACGAAAGCGCGAGAUUUGGGAAUAAGGAACGGGUAUCAUAAGUUCGAAUUUGCACAGCUUCAUGGAAUGGCAGAAGCACUUUCAUUUGGUUUAAGAAAUGCAGGUUUUCAAGUGAGCAAGUACAUUCCGUACGGGACUCUGGAGACGGUCAUACCGUAUCUGCUGCGAAGGGCUGAAGAGAACAGAGGAAUGUUAUCUGCUUCAAAUCUUGACCGAGAACUCAUGAGGAAGGAGUUGAGCAGAAGACUUAAAGCUGCAAUAUUUUGAAGUGAAGCAUGUAAUUUUGAGCAAGACCAGAUUCUGAAAUUGGCAAUGUUUGUUUAUAAAUAAAUUGUGUUUAGUUGAUGGCUAUCAUAAUCUUUGGGGAUUGCCUAGCUGUAUAUAUUUGGGAAAUAGGUCCCCUGGUACAUUAAUAAUAUAAUAUAUUACCUUUUCUCUUUUGAUAUUUAA
Mercurialis annua (annual mercury) is the source of this 1731-nucleotide messenger RNA. RefSeq names its product proline dehydrogenase 2, mitochondrial. Lineage: Eukaryota; Viridiplantae; Streptophyta; Magnoliopsida; Malpighiales; Euphorbiaceae. The transcript is spliced from 4 exons. The coding region runs from base 82 to 1548 and encodes 488 amino acids. Gene Ontology annotation, molecular function: proline dehydrogenase activity; FAD binding. The record is from RefSeq and is a predicted model, not a curated record. Gene Ontology annotation, cellular component: mitochondrion.